AUGGGUGUUGUGGCGACGGGACCUAGAGUUUCAGCGAAGGGGCGUGCAUCUCUCGAAUACACUAGCGGAAGGGCAGAGAAGACGCGGGAGGGGACGGGAGUGGGAAUCCGUGUUGGCCGCACCACGAAGGGAACCCCUUGGCGGAUACGAGCAACACGGCGGGCAGGGGAGGGGGCAACAGGAAGGGGGGUAUGGUCCGCUGCUGGGCCAGAAAGGGCAAGCACACGGGAACGCAAAGCAGCAAGACGAACGCUCAACUCAGAAGGGGGAACAGGGGUAGAAACAGAACGCGAAGACAAGGGGGAAUCAAGGAAGGGGGAAGAAACGCCAGACUCAACAGGGGAAACAAUAAAGGGGGAAGAAACAACAGACUCAACGGGGGAAGAAACAAAGGGGGAAGAAACAACAGAAGAAACAGGGGACAAAAUAAAGGGGGAAGAAAAGGCAGAGGAAACAGGCGACAAAAUAAAGGGGGAAGAGGCAGCGGAAGAAACAGGGGACAAAAUGAAAGGGGAGGAAGCUACAGAAGAAACAGGGGAGGGGGAAGGGGGGGUAGCUGGAAGCUCUAUAGCAACCGGCUCUAUAACUACACUAGGAGCAGCACACGCAACAGUACGACGAACGCGACGACGGGGGACCCAGCAGCGGACGACAGGUGCGAAACUUACCUUUUUGGCCUUUCGUGAGCGUGCGAUGGCGCCGGUGCGCGAACUCACCUCACGAUGGCCGAGAAAGUACAGAAAAGCAAGAAAACUUACAGACAGAAUGAAGAACAUGGCGAACAGCAACAAUGAAACACUGAGAUCGGUAGAGGGUGGUUAG
Molecule: messenger RNA, 822 nt
Organism: Nannizzia gypsea CBS 118893
Lineage: Eukaryota; Fungi; Ascomycota; Eurotiomycetes; Onygenales; Arthrodermataceae
Exons: 1
Coding region: 1-822 (273 amino acids)
Source: RefSeq, a predicted model, not a curated record